Messenger RNA from Bolinopsis microptera, 4987 nucleotides. RefSeq names its product centromere-associated protein E-like. The record is from RefSeq and is a predicted model, not a curated record. NCBI's taxonomy places the organism in Eukaryota, Metazoa, Ctenophora, Tentaculata, Lobata, Bolinopsidae. Bases 8 to 1030 code for a protein of 340 amino acids. The transcript is spliced from 9 exons.
GCUUGUUAUGUCUUACAAAAAGCAGCGGCCACUCACUGCCAACUUUCCGGCCCAAGAGCGCCGAACCUGGAAUAUUUGUAACUCGGAGAUAGCGCCCGAGGAAGUUCAACGACCCAAGACAGCCUUGUCUCGGCACAUUGUGGACGAGCUGGAUAAGCAGCUGGGCACUAAGGGAUCUAUUCCUCUCAAAAAAUAUGAGAGGUUGAACGAUCCUAAAAUGGAUCCUGUCGUUGUCAAAGCUGUACGAUCCUUUGCAAAAAAGAAGAAAAUCGUUACCCACGAUUCAAUUAUAGAUAUCGGAGAGAGGGUAGCAAAAGAGAAGGAACAGAAGCAUAUUAAGAUGUUAGAAGAAGCAGUGCAUAAUGCGGUCAUGGAAGAAAGAGAACGAUUGCAAGCAGAGUUCAAGGAGAAAUCUGAGCUUGAGAAAGACGCGCUGAAGUCAACUUGGAUUGAAAAGAUAGAUAACACUGAUCAGAUCGCGGCCGAAGCUGCUGAAGCCGCCGCUAAGAAAGUGAGAAACGAGAUGCAAGAAAAACUUGACAUGAUGGAACAGGUCCAUCAUAGCGUUCUAGAGAACACAGUGCGAGAGAAACUAGCAAAAGCUCGUGAGGAGUGGAAAACUCAAGAGAAGGAGCAUGUCAGACUGGUCCGGUUGAAAUGUGAUACAGAAUACCACGAAACGUUGGAAGAGGUCGUGGCAGAGAGACUGCAAGAGAAGAAGAAAGAGUGGGCUACCGAAGAGGAAAAAAGAAUUGUAGCUCUAUCUGAGGAAUUGAAAGAGUUUUAUCUAGAAGAAAUAAGGAGAGUCAAAGAAAAACAUGAUGCUGUGAUCGACAAAUAUGAGGCAUCAAUAUCAGACCUAGAAACAAAAAUCCAGGAACUGCAGCACCACGUGGUAUUUGAACAGCACGAACACAAGAAGACCAAAGCAGUGCUACAGGACACACGACACCAUUUUAGUCGGUUUAUUGGUGAAGUGCCCGGUUUUGAGUCAGACUUCUUCAAGUCUUCACCUUUUCCUCCUAAAUAGAUAUCCAGAAUACAACCCAGAAUGAGCUAAUGUAGUGGAGUAUAAUAGGCUAAACAUUACUAAACUCAGUGUAAAAUUAUUAUUUUCCCAUACCACCUUAACCCAAUUUCCCCGCACAUGACACAUCCACAUUAUAGUUCGUCUCACACGUUUAUUUAAAAAGAGCCGUACUGAAAGUGGUUUUACACGCAGUUAACUCUGUCUCCCUGGAUCAGGGCCCCUGUAGGCAUUGUAACAAGCACUCAUUACUCAUUAGCUCCAUGCAAUCAUUCCUUAUAAGGUGAUGUCGGUGUAGAGAAGCCCCACAACUACGGAUAGUUUUAAUAACGAUUAUCAAUCAUCAUUAUACAAGUGUUGUUAGAGUAGUCCCUCUUCAUUUGAUUAGCGAGCUAGUAUAAUGUUGGUCUCUCUGUCUCCCUCCACAUCCUUACCCUCAACAUUUGUUUUAGGGAGGGAGCCACCUGAAAAUAUUUUCAACUUCUCUCCUCCGCUCUGACGUGACUUGUAAGCUCUGACGUAAAUAAUUCUUCAAGUUUGAAAUUUUUGGCGUGUAUUUGUCUCUAAUUAUGUGUAUUUGUCUCUAAUUGUGUGACUAGUUGGUGUGAAAUGUCCCCCACACUGUGAUUGAAGGAUUAUCCUUUGGUAGCCCUGUCUGAUCCGGUCUGACAGUAUCGUAUUUCACAGUUACUGUCUACUAAUCUGCUCAGUUUCAUCCGUUUGAUUAAAACAAUCAAUGCUAAUUGACACAGUACACCUUGUUCCUUUAGCUUGAGUUAGCUUCAUUGUUUCGUUGAUGGUAAUGUUUCUGGGAAUUUCCGCAAUUGAGUUGUUCCUUUCAAUUUAAAAGCUUGUUUUUCGUUCUAUUCAAAUUGUCACGAAAAGGUGUUCUUUUGUUUGGAUGCUGCUUGUUAGUUUUGGUUUGAUUUUGAUGCUUUAACUUUGCGAUCUUUGCUACUGGUUACAUAUUGUAUCACCAAACUGAACGACCCGUCUGUUGAACUUUCACUCUUCACUGUUCAAGUUCCGACCUCCCUAAAUUAGCUUCACCCCUCAUGAUUGUCAGAGCAAGAUUCGUUUAGUCCGAAUAAUCCGGCUGUGACCACGAUAUAAACACCAAACCGUUUGUUGAAGUUCAGUGAACGUAGUACCAACCUGCCAGCAGACUAAUCAGACGCAGCCAACCAGAUUCCGGCCCUGAGGCCACGUGACAGCCGUGUACCAAUGGGCGAGGUGUAGUUAGUAAUUAAUAACUCUUAUAUAAUAUAAGGGGGUAUGAGCUGGGGUACCCUGAGGCUUGGUCGGAUGUACUGAGUUGCCCGGUGAGGUCCUGCCAACAGUUUACAUUGCCACACUGCUCUUACUGGGCCUGAAUAUUACGUGUUAAUUGCACCCUAACUUUCCAGGCCCGCGUCAACCUUCUUCCUGUAUUGGUGAGUGUGAAUCUAGACGUUUGGAGAGUGUUGACUCGCUUCUCAGUGCUACUGUUGUGUUCUUGUGCGUGACCGCUAAUUGAGCGAGUAUGUUUAUCUCGGAAGAAGUCUGGAAGCUACCUGAUGACAUCCCAAAUCCACAAGAUGGUAUCACCUCCGGGCUUAAUUUGUCCAUUUAGUCCCUACUUUAGGCCCCCGCCAGACCACUCUGUUCCGGUUCUCGUUAAAUUCAUGGUAAUCUAUUUUCACCCUGUCACUCCGUGCACGCUUAUCUAGUUGUGGAAAGAUGUUUCCUUUUGUAGUUUCUGAAGGGCUUAUCACAUCCAGACGGGGUUCACACAACCACUUGGAGUUGUCCUGUCAUCAAGCCAGGUCCCCUGAGUAGCCGGCAUCUUGUAACACUCCUGACAACCCUGUUCUUGAUUGUUCCAGUUCCUUGGACAGGAGGGCAUGCGCCAUGUUGCAACUUAGCACCUUGGGCCCGUUGAUUGGGUCGUCCCUGGGUUUUGAUUGGUUAUUCUACGGGGCUGAGAGUGUCUUAUUGGUUGAUAAGUCUCGGGUUUAGUGGGAGCAAGGUGUCACCCCUCAUCAGAUUGUUGUUCACACCUUGGUUUAAACAUGUUCCUUCUCAGACAUCAAUAUAGGGCAGACUGCUAUCUUACCCUAGUACUAUCAGAUUUACUCAGUUUGAAAGAUUUCCUCGGCAGUUUACUAGUUAGGAAAACGUGGAGGUGUUUUAAUCUUCUGCGCUUGUUUUCUGUUCUUCUCUCUGCAAACUAUUUAAAGGAUUAUUAUCAUGUGCUUUAACUUUAUCCCAAUUAAUCCAAUGCUUGUCAACCAAGCUACGUCCAGGAUUGAAACCUUAUCAAGUGACCUCUGAUGAGAUUUAACCGUCCAAUCAUUGCCACCUUGCCACCUUGCUUGCAAAUGUACUCAUUUCUCUUGUCAGUACUCUUCCGUUGUGUCUCGCACAAUAAGGCUAAUCUGUCUCAGCACUUAGGAGGAGGAGAAAGACAAAGCAAGCAGGUUGUUUUAUAAGCAAGAUCUCAGCUAACACCUGACACUUGGAAGGGUUAUUGACAAGCAGAGGGGCUCCCAUUAGCUCCCCCUCGAGGUGCAUCAACUCCCCCCUGUCAGUACAGUCUGCAGCUGUUCAGUUGACAGUUCACCCCGUGCACUUGUCACUUGUUUUCAAGAUAUGGGCUCGUUCUAUCUCCUACACGUACGUCACACGUAUUACUAAUGGGCACGCACUAUUGUUUCUUCUCCACAGCUUCUUUCCUUUCUUCUCCACAGUUUCUCUCCCGUGGUAGACACCGUUUUAGUUUGGGUAUAAUUUCUUUAACCACCGCGCCGUAUGUCGUUUAGUGGCGCAUCUUUCUGACAUAUUUGAACCCUUUUGAUUUGAUUUGGUAUUCUGUCGCAAGUAAUUCGAGUAAACUUGAGAAGUUUUUCAGUGUUUUUUGCCUGAAAUGGUUUGGUGACUGGUGAGGGCUGAAGAUGUGCACUCUUGUAUUUCCGUGAAAGUGUAAGAUGUAAAUGUGAUAAAACCUGUUAACAUAACACGCUAAAAUGGUGAUAUAUUUAAUGGGUAAAGUGACUUUGUCAACUCAUUAAAAAGGGUAUGUAUCUAAUGGCGGGGUGAUUCUAAUCACUGCAUACGAAUUACAGUAGCUCCCUAUAAAGAGCUGUGUGUCAUCCCACCUACACACCUCAGGGCCCUCUAUUACACACCUGCUCUCUCCGCCAAUCAGGGGCCCUCCUCGCUGUCACAAGACAGACUUAAACCAAUCAGGGACCUGCGAGUAUUGUCACGUGGUGGAUUUCAGCCAGUCAGAAAGCGUCCUGAAGAUUGGUAUUGAGGCUGUUAGCUGUAUGCGCUCUUGUUGUAAUGAGCCCCUUGUUCUUUUGCCGGAUGACCUGUUCGGCUGAAUCCCCUCGUAACUUUAAUUUUACACAUGUUCUGUGCCAUGUUGUGGGUAUUUAAAACCAGUGUGGUGGUGUAAACAAAUAAGCUUCAUUAGUUCAGAAGAUUGAUGUUGAAGAAGUGUUCCAUCUCGUGCAGCUCUUCUCCAGCUGGCGAGAGUGUGGCCCGCACGUUCUUACUAUAUACACCACACACGUCGCUACAAUCAUCAUUACAUCACAUUUACUAUCUUGAAGAGGUUUAACUGUUGCUCUCUCAGAAUUUCAGUUGACAUUUGGCUCGUCGUUGAUUUAGAAGUGAUUCGUCGAUUAUGUAUGUAUAGAUCGCCGAUCUUAUUUUAGAUAUCUAUCAGUAAGUUCUAAUUAAUAGCAUUGUUUGAUAAGAUAUAGAUUAUAUUUAAUUUAUACAUUAGUUUACUUAUUUAUGAUAACAUUCGUGCAUUAGAAUCAGUAUUCAAAAAUCAGUUAUAAAGUUUCUUAUGAUUUUUAUCAGAAUUUUAUUAUCAUAAAAGAAUUUAUAUAUUUUCGUAGCAUGUUGAUUCAAGUUUUAAAAUUUGUAAAUAUUUUAGAUUUAUACUGUACAGAUUAGAAUUAUGUGUAA